Messenger RNA from Bombus pyrosoma, 7286 nucleotides. RefSeq names its product tropomodulin (gene tmod). Gene Ontology annotation, molecular function: tropomyosin binding. The record is from RefSeq and is a predicted model, not a curated record. Bases 291 to 1601 code for a protein of 436 amino acids. Gene Ontology annotation, cellular component: myofibril. Gene Ontology annotation, biological process: myofibril assembly; pointed-end actin filament capping. The transcript is spliced from 9 exons. NCBI's taxonomy places the organism in Eukaryota, Metazoa, Arthropoda, Insecta, Hymenoptera, Apidae.
CCGAUCCCGGAAUAGUUUCGUCGGUUGCUCGUUGAAGUUCUUCGCGCGGCUGUUGCACGGGCCAGUUUUCACUUGUUGCGAGCGUGUUCGUUCACGAAUUCCGUCAUCGUUCUGGUAAUUCCAACCGUCGCGUAAUUUAAUUUUUCUUGGCGGCUCCCGCCUGUGUAUCGAUCGAGAAUAAAGAGGAAGUAUCGAUAGUACAAUAAAAAGUAUCGAAUUUCUCUUGAAUCUCUUCGGUUCAUUCGUUGACACGAUCGUUCAACCUGGAAGCCGAUACGGAGAACGCGGGGAUGGAUGUGACGGACGUCCUCGGUCCUGACGCCCCGUCGGCGAACGAUAAGGAUGUUGUAAACAACGACAACAAUAAUGGCAACAACGAGGACGAUGAAGCGCCCACUGUGGAGGAGACGUACGAGGUCACCACUACCAAACGCAAGACCGUUCGGACAAGCUACAAGAUCCAAGAAACUUCUUCAUCGACCAAAACUACCACUAUGACAACUGCAGCAAAGCUGUAUGGCAAGGAUUUGAGUGAAUACGAUGAUGUGGAUGUGGACGAUUUGUUGGCACAACUCACCCCAGAAGAAAUUAAUAUAUUAGCAAAGGAAGUGGAUCCUGAUGAUAGCUUUAUGCCACCAUCACAACGUUGUAGCUAUGAAUGUGACAAGAGUCCUACAGGACCGCUAAAUCGCAAGAAACUUAUUGAACACAUCAACAAACAAGCUUUAGAGACACCAGAUAGACCAGAAUUAAAACCUUAUGUACCUGGUGUAAUAAGAGGGAAAAAGUGGGUUCCUCCUCCUCAAGAAACUGCAAAAGAAAAAGAAGCAGAUGAGCAAAUUGCUAUUGAUCUUGGAGAAGAAUAUGAGCAAGCAUUGUCUAAUGCUACUCAAGAAGAAAUUAUUGAUCUUGCUGCUAUUCUUGGAUUUCAUUCCAUGAUGAAUCAAGAUCAGUAUCAUGCUUCCCUAUUAAAUUCUGGCCAACCCGUUGGUUUGGGUUGGGAUGGUGUAACGAAAGCUAGUCAACCAAAACCUUAUCCAAUGGAACCACCUAAUGAUACAGACGUUGACGCCACUAUUAAGCAAGUGCGAGAAGAUGAUACUUCGCUAAUUGAUUUAAAUUGGAAUAACAUUAAAAAUAUAUCUGACGAAAAGUUUAUCCAACUAUUUGAAGGACUGGAGAUAAAUACACAUCUCGAAUCCUUAAGUUUAACGAAUGUGGGACUCACUGAUAAGACUGCACAAAGGUUGGCAGAUGCCUUAGAGAAAAAUUCUACGCUCAGAGUACUCAAUGUGGAAACAAACUUUAUAAGCCCAGCUGUGAUAGUGAGGCUCAUCAGGGCACUCCUUAAAACGAAGUCAAUAGAAGAAUUUCGAUGUUCGAAUCAGAGGUCACAGGUGUUGGGAAAUAAAAUUGAGAUGGAAAUUACACAAUUGGUGGAACAAAAUCCGACAUUGCUCCGACUUGGUCUUCAUUUGGAGUUUAACGAUGCUAGACAUCGCGUGGCCGCACAUUUACAACGCAACAUUGAUAGGAAUCGUCUACACCGCACGGGAAGGUCUUCCCGCAAUUAUACCAUCGGCUGGGCCGUACGUCGAUGAUGAUGAUCACCAACGUUCACGAAUCUCGACAAGGACGACCUUUCAUGGCGACCAAGACGCUUUGAGUAAUCUGUCAGCGACCAUUUAUUGUAUUAACCGGAUCAAUUUGGUAUUUAGAAUAAGACAGAAGUUUUAAAUUAUAUGAUUUUCGAAAGAAUGCAGUUUAGACGAAUGACAAUUCAUUUUUAAGUUCAUUCGAUUGCGAUUGGGGGAUGAUCAACCCUUAACUGCUACGUAAGACAACGCGAUAUUUCGAAUGUUAUAAAUAUCGUCGUAAUUUUGUUUUCAAGUAACAAUUGAUACUGAGUGUCGCUAACCUUCGGUUACUAAUUUAUUAAUAAUUACAAACCGUGUAACAUUAAAGCUACGAUAUUUUUACAUUAUUUACGAUAUUACAACGUUAUAUUUACGAUGUCGAUUAAUUAAAAAUAUUACGACAUUGGAUUUUAUAUUUACUUAUAGCCUAUAAGAAUAUAAAAUUUAAAUUUUUAUUGCAGAGCAGUUCACAACCAGCGAACUCGCGUGAGUUUCUAUUUCAAUGUAGCAGUUAUGGGUUAAAUGUAAUAGCUUCUCAGUGAAAUCUAGAAUAGCGGAUAGUUUGGAAUAAUUUAAGUUGCUUUCAAAGCGUUGCGAAGCAUCGAUCUGUUUUUAAAAUGGAUCACUUCUGGUUGCAUUUGAGAUAUUUAAAAUUAUCGAAAAGAAAGUCACACAAGUGACGGAGAACUUCUCUAAUUUUCCAGGACUUUUGCUUUAGUUCUUGGAAGAAAAUUCUCUCAACGUUUCUACAUUCAAAUUGUGCUUUUACAUUCGAUUCAUCAACCAUUUGAAAAGUUUACGGAUCUGGAAAUUGUAGAACCUCGAAAGUUUAAACCUCGUCCUUUAACUAACGAGAAAGAAGAUAUUGGAAAUCUGGAAUCUUCCAGAUUUCAUAUAAGUCCGAAUUUCUAAAGAAUCUUAAAAGAACGCGAGUGAAAAAAUGUUCAAUAGACACGCACAGAUUGAAAGUAACGAAGCUUCAGUGCCGAAAGCUUCCGUGCGUUUCAGCUUCUUUUUUUUUCUUCGAGAAUUUCUCGACCAUCUGGAAAUACUACUGUCGUUCGAGAUCACUUAGCGUUCAUAGCUAAAACAGAUACAAAUUUUCAAAGAAGAUAUAUUCAAUUCUUGGACUGCUUCGUGAUUUAGUAAUACUAAAACGAAAAACGUAGAAGGAAACUUUUCAGGAUUCUAAAUUGAAAAUGAUCCAGAUCUUAUAUCAAUUUGACACGUUGAUAAAUAUAAAAAAGGUGACAUAUAUUCUACAUAUUUUUUAUUUACUUAAUCGUUUCUUUUUCUCUUCGAUUAACUUAAAAUAGGAAAUCGUUGUAACGAGAAAAACUCAUAUCUUUUAACUCGCUUAGAACUCACUUGGUUAAGAUUCGAUUGUAUUUAAAAAUGCCAAUCGUAUUUCUCAAGAAACGGUUCGAGCGAAUUUUCUUAUUAUUAUACUUGAGUUCGGUACUGAUUAUGUGUUCUUACAAUAAUUAAUUAUACUAACAAGCAACAAAUGAGACAAAAACAGGAACGUUUUUCACCUAUAUCGAUUCGAAAUAGAGGUGUGAUAUCAGAACCGAACGUUAAAACCACAUGAAAAAAUAAAAGAGAGAAAAAAAAGAAAAGAUUAAGAAACACAAUUCGAUGCUUCCUAUCGCUAUCGAUCGAAUUCGAUCUCGUCGAUUACUUCUCUGGUGGUUCUCGCGAUAAAGGGGUUCCGCGGUUUUGGUUUCGAAAGCAGCCUAGCCGUUCCGGCGACGCUUCCGGUUUCCCUUCCCAGCGCAUUCAGAGCUCCCGGAAGUGUCUCGUUUUCCCAACCGGAUGCCACGGAACCCGCUGAAUCGCACCUGACCACUUCCUGCGUCCAAUACCCUUUAUCGUCCCUCUUCGCAGGUCAACGAAUUUCAACGUCGUCCCCAGACUCUACGAUCGUCUCCCUCCCCCCUCUAUCUCUCCCUUCUAUUUUAUUUUUAUUUCGCAUCGUUUCGAUGGAAGUUUUGUCAAAUUUACUUCGUAAAUUCCAAUACCAUCGACGGUCAACAUAAAUCGAGCGCACAGUCGUUUCGUUCCCGUUUUCGAAUUUUAUUUCACCGAUUUCAUCCGAACGCUCGAAAGUUGCGCGGAUAGAAUCGAUGAAAUUUUUUUUCGCGUCACAUGCCAGUUUUCACGAACUUUAACGGCGGAAAUUUCACACGAGUUUCGCCGCUGGAAGAAUUCCACUUUUACUCUCUCGGCGAAGAGACUACCGUAACACGUUGCUCUUACCGUUCACGUUUAGCCCGCGUUAUUUCUGUUUUGCUAGCGUACAACUUCAUUUUUGAUCAUUUGCUUAAAACAAAUCAAGAAGGUUUCGUACGACGCUACCUACGUUCGCUGUAAAAUUGAUUUUUCAAGUAAAUGCUUCCGCGUGAAACGAUCGCACUCGACGUCGCGCCGUUCGGAUGAAACUGAAUCGUGUUCGUCCGUGAAAUUCAAUUGCUUCUCGUUCUAUUAGAUUGGUGUAUAUGAAAUGUAGUUUCUUCGAACGCGAAACUUUAACCAGCCGAAGAUUUUUUCAAAACGUCGAAUAUAAAGUAACGUCCCAUUGAUCUUUUUCGGAAGCUUUUCUUAACCACAGAUUUAUAAAAAUUAUCACCUGUUAAAGAAUUCCCUCGUGUAGAAAAAUGUCUCUUCUUCGAACGCUAAAUUUACGUUCUCAGCGACGUUCGUGACAACUCUCCAAAUUUAAUCUCAUGAAAUUAUACAAGUUAUUCCAAUUAUUCACGAUGAUAUCGAUCCAUCAAAAUCGAAUUCGAAUCUCGUGCAGACGUUUUAUACGCGUCAGUCUAGUAAUUCUUCUGCUAAAAAUUUUGUUAAAAAUCUUCUAUUCGCCCGGUUUUAGAGAAACGAUAUUUUACAUGCGUCGAGCUAAUAAUUUCCUUUUGUUUCGCUAUUUUGUAAAAAAUCGUCUAACAAAAGACUCUAGCGAAUCUCGAUUUUCUUUCACAUUUUUCCUCUUAAGUGAUCAACGAGAGGGACUUGUGUGCGUAUAACUUGUUUUUUUUUUUUUUUUUUUUUUAACGUUCCUGUUGAAACACUUGAAACGGAGCGAUGUUAUGUCACUUGGGCCGCGUGAUCGGAAGAGCGUCGAGUGUUGCACCCUCAAAAGUUCGGUGAAACGAGUCGCCUUUGACGUAACGUUCAUUCGUCGACACUCGAAAUCAUCCUGAAAAUCGUCCUCGCUCGUAAGUAGCUGUCAGAGUAUCAAGAACGAUCGUUUCUACGAGAAGCGAACGAAACUAAUAUCUGAAGAAGUUAAAUGGCGUCUCCGACGUGGAAGAUUAGUUCUUGGCUAGUUUCGAUGGCUGCCCCGCGUUGUGAUACAAUUUUAAAGCGAUAACAUUCGGUAGAAAUUUAGGCGGAUUUUGUUGAAAAAUAUAUGGGGUGGAUUGUUGCUAUCAAACGAAACACCUUGUUUCUUUGAGAUUUUAAUUUUUGAGACGAUAAUAUGAAUGAAAACAGUUAGAAUGAUAUAUUAGUAUAUAAAUAUCGUACAGUAGAUAUUUUAUACCGUUACAUGAACUUGUCUUAUUUCAAUUAAUACCGUGUACAACAACUGAGAUUAACAUUCAUAUGCUUUCUAUUUAAUUUCUAUUAAUAAGAAACUUUACAAGUCACAAGGUAUUGAUAAAUAUUCUUGCGUAACAUCAACAAGUUUGGUAACGAAAAGUAUGAAACUUGACAACCAAAUUUUCCACGUAUAUUCGUGAAUCGAUCUACUUAACGAAAAAUUAUAAAAAUUUGUAACAUGUAAGUUUAGCGAUAAUAUUAACUGGUAAAUUAUUGUGCAAGAGGAUGUUGGACUAGCAAAUUAUUCGUUCCACGUUCUUCUCUUAUCCUUGCAGCGAUAAAGCUUAUUCUCUGUACACCAAAAUUUCUAUUCUGUAUUUCACGGUUCUGUAUCGUCGAGCCAACUCGAUGGACGAUUAAAUUCCAAGUAAAAUCGAUUCUAAACCCCUGCAAAAUUACACGAGAGUUAACUGAAGAUAAUAUUAGAAGAAAUUUCAAGCUGCGACUUGGACUAUCCUUCUGAUGCUACGACGGUAACAGGCUGUGCCACGUAACAACCGCUUUAAACGAAUCUUUCCGCCAUAUUAACCGGUCGGAGGUCGCCUGGAUUUCCCGUGAAAUAUCAUUUUUAGCCGGUGACCGCCGUGGGCGGGCAUUCGAGGAACGGCUGACCAGGACUCUUUUCGUGCGGUCGUGUCGAAUAUUGUCUGUAAUCGAGAGAACGUUCCUGAGAGAAUGAGAUCGACCGAAUGGGUGGGAGUGAAUGUAAUAUACGAGUCGUUUCUGUCGCCUCUCGUCGUUUCGAACGCGUGCAGUCCUUGCGCUGGAGACACACCGUGGUAAACCCCAGAGCGGUUUUGUCGCAUCGCGAGAUGUAAGAAAUUUGCCAGUAAUAUUAAUAUAUUACCACACUUCUCCUAAUGGUAGAUCGUAUGCUUCGUGGAAAGUUUCGUCGAACUUGGAAAAGGAACGGCUGGUAGAAAUUCUUGGUUAGCGAAAACCGUAGUUGUGGAAUAAACAGAUUCUUCGACGACGGCUUUGGUGAAUAACUCUUUUAUAUCAUUGUAUUUGUCAGUUUGAAACUAUACAAAAAUUGAGAAACUGUUUCGUAUUGAAACUGUGAAUUGGUUUUUAGAAACACCAGCAUUGAUUGAAGAUUUUUCUUUUACUUUGACCAGACGUCCUUCUUUUUCAAAAGUCUUGUAAUCCAUCAAUGACACUGUAAAUUAACAAUAAGUAAAUUAUCUUUAGAAAAUUCGACCAAACUUUCCUCUAUAUGCGAGUUGAAGAACGAUCGGAGAUGAUCGUUUCUUGGAAAAAUAAAAAGAGACAAAAGAAAGGUGGAGGAGAAGUCCCUUUCGUGAUUCGUUAUGUUUCUAUUAUAUUCAGGUUUCCGAUCAGCGAAAUAGCUUCUCAUCUCCGAUCGUUGCACACGCGGUAUUCGUUAAGGUACUAAUGAAACUAUUAUUCUAAUUAAUGAUUAGCAUCGAUACGAUAUCAGUCUGUACAUAUUGUCUUCGCUGUCAUUUCUUAUACUUCGUCGUGACUUGUAAAUGCAGUAGAGAACGAAUGAAUCGCGUGUAUGAUCCACUUUUGCAAGAAAUUCGCUCGCACGAGCGAAGAAUGAACGACGUAUAGAAAACCAAGUGAGAAUCCGACGCGUUUAACCUCUUGAGGGAAAUGACGUUAUUUAACAUUAUCUGUCUCGUUGGAUAUCUGAAUGCAGUUGUUGAGAAGUAAGAAAUAUUCAUUCGUCUCCUGUCUUUUUCUUUUAUUAGAUUCAUCCCUGAAGAGGUUAAUGGAUAUAGAAAAAUAAAAGUAAAGAUGAGACAUUUUAACGAGCGUAACGUAUGUUUAUCGCUUGUCUCGAUGUUAGAAAUAGAAAUAAUUGAUUAAGAAAAAUGACGGUAUAGUCAUUUGUCUCGCUCGCGGCCUUUCGAAUACGCCUCCUUCUUUGUAAUUCACGUAUUUGCAUACACACUCCGGCACACGAUACGCAUAUUGCAUCCAUGUACGAAACUAAAAUGCACGCGCACGAUCGAAAAGCCUUGCUGCUAGCCUUAUCUUGUAACACGAAGUAUGAAUAAAUCAUUGAAAACGUAAAAA